AUGCAAAAUGCACAACAAAACUUCCAUACAUACAACAUUCUCAUCAUUGGUGGUUCGUAUGCUGGCCUCUCUGCAGCUGUCAAUCUCCUUGAUCUCCAUCGUGGCUUACAGCCGCGCCAAAGCAAAGAGCCCUAUAUCCAUCAGCGCCAGCUCCCAAAGUACAGUAUCAAAAUUACGAUUAUAGAUGAGCGCGACGGCUUUUACCACCUCGUCGGGUCACCUUUGGCCUUGUUCGACAAGGCAUUUGCGAACAAGACCUGGGUUAAGUAUCAAGAUAUCCCAGAAAUGCAGGGUCCACUCAUCAAGCAUAUCCAAGGAGCCGUGACGGAAGUCGAUUGUGUUAAAAAGAAAGCAGUGAUUGUUGACGAAGCCACCAAGACGCGGAUGAUCCUGUCAUACGAUAUUCUUGUCGCGGCCUCAGGUCUACGACGUGCCUGGCCUAUUGCCCCUCGGGCCAAAACAAAACAAGAAUUUCUAUCUCACAUAGUGCAGCAUACGGAGAGCUUUGAAGAUGCCUCAUGCGGUGUCGUUAUCGUUGGUGGCGGGGCUGUCGGCGUGGAAAUAGCUGCAAAGCUCAAGAUGCUCAUUCCUCGACUCAUUGUGAGCCUGGUUCAUUCACGAGAUAUGCUUCUAUCCUCGGAGCCGAUUCCUGACAGCGCCAAAGAAAGGACCUUGGAGCUAUUGAGGGGCACUGGGGUUAGGGUAUUGAUGAAUCAUCGUUUGUGCCAAAUGUCUGAAGAGCAGGCGUCGGAUGGAUACAAUUUACUCCGCCUUACAUUUAAUACUGGGACGCAGAUGGUGGCUAGCAAAGUCAUACACGCCAUCUCACAGAGCGUGCCAUCGACCGAAUAUCUGCCAGCAUCGGCUUUGGAUUUGAAUGGUUACGUUGAGGUCUUGCCAAGUCUGAACUUGAGACCGGGCACGCCAAAUCAUCAAGAUCAUUUCUCAGCGGGCGACAUUGUGCAAUGGCCGGGGAUCAAACGUUGCAGUGGCGCGAUGCACAUGGGUCAAUUAGUCGCACAGAAUGUCCAUCAGCGCAUCAUCCAAAAGCUCACUGGCAGAGAACCUACGAUGAAGGACCUGGAAGAGUUCCCGCCCAUGAUUGCUGUUGCCGUCGCCAAGAGUGCUGUUUCUUAUGCACCGCAAACAGGAGUCACAUGGGGGGCUGAGGUGCUGAAAACAUAUUUUGGGGACGACAUGGCCUUUUCAUUUUGUAAAAGUGCUAUGCAGCUAGGCUGUGAGACGGACUCCGCACAGUCAACAUGCUCUACCGACAUGUAA
Molecule: messenger RNA, 1281 nt
Organism: Fusarium fujikuroi IMI 58289
Lineage: Eukaryota; Fungi; Ascomycota; Sordariomycetes; Hypocreales; Nectriaceae
Product: AMID-like pyridine nucleotide-disulfide oxidoreductase family protein
Exons: 4
Coding region: 1-1281 (426 amino acids)
Cellular component (GO): cytoplasm
Molecular function (GO): electron-transferring-flavoprotein dehydrogenase activity; flavin adenine dinucleotide binding
Source: RefSeq, a predicted model, not a curated record